Molecule: messenger RNA, 3210 nt
Organism: Fusarium vanettenii 77-13-4
Lineage: Eukaryota; Fungi; Ascomycota; Sordariomycetes; Hypocreales; Nectriaceae
Exons: 2
Coding region: 1-3210 (1069 amino acids)
Molecular function (GO): protein binding
Source: RefSeq, a predicted model, not a curated record
AUGCUGUCUUCAAUACGGCGUCGGAUCUUCCGCAGCAAACCGGACAAUGGUCGGACCACCAACGGAGUUACGGCCUCUGAGACCCGGGCCCCCGGCGCCUCAGCCCCUGAAGCUCCGUCCGAACCGCCACCCCGACGGGCCAAAUCCUUCUUUUAUUCUGGCAUAAAGACCCUUCACAGCUCACAGGACGAUAAAAUUGACAUCGUCUUCAUCCAUGGUCUAAAUGGUGACUGUGAAAAGACAUGGACCGCUAAAACUGAGGUACAACCUUGGCCAAAAGUUUUCCUUCCAUCACAGGUUCCGAACUGUCGUAUCCUUUCGUAUGGGUACGAUGCGGGCUUGGUCGACUCGUCCAAAAAUCGAGUUUCGGAUCAUGCUCACACAUUGUUGACAUCUCUGGCCUCACAAAGGCAGUCUGACGAUACAGCAGAGAGGCCCAUCAUCUUUAUCUGCCAUAGUCUCGGCGGAUUGGUCUGCCAAGAUGCCCUGGUGACAGCGAAACAGCGUCCCGAAGCACAUCUCCAAAGUAUCUUUCACCUGACUCGAGGGAUCAUAUUUCUUGGAACGCCGCAUCACGGAUCUAGUCUUGCCAAAUGGGGAGAGAUGUUAUCUCGUUCUGUGGGGAUGAUGAAGCAGACCAACACCGACAUCGUCCAGCUCCUCACGCGCGACUCCGAGGUUCUCGCUCGCAUCCAAGAUUGCUUUCACACAUUGAUCAUGACCCGAAAUAAGGAACAAACCAACGAAAUUGACAUCACCUGCUUUUACGAAGAGCUGCCCAUGAAAAGGAUUGGUGUCGUUGUGCCAAAACACUCAGCCACCCUACCCGGAUACAUCUCAAUUGGCAUCCACAGCGAUCAUGCUCAAAUGACAAAGUUCGGCAGUCGCACCGAGCCAGGAUUUGUGGCGAUAUGUGGCGAGAUUAAACGUUGGAUCAAGAAGAUUGAGCAACAGGGGCAGGAUGAAUCAAAGAAACACACUGAGCAGGUUGAUGAGGCCACCCCGCAUUAUCUCAUCCCUUACACCAGCAAUCCGGACUUUGUUGGGAGAUCAGAGGUCAUAGAAUCAUUGAAGGAUCAGCUGGGCCACUCGGAGCCUGCGGCACGGAGCAAGGCACACCUCCGUGCUUCACUAUGUGGUCUCGGCGGUGUUGGAAAGACACAGGUCGCACUGGCGUAUGCCUACUGGCUACAGGAGGCUCAGCCAGACAUAUCUGUCUUUUGGGUUCAUGCCAAUAGUGCAGAGCGCUUUGCCCACUCCUAUGCUAAUAUCGCCAGAGAAUGCGAGAUCCCUGGCUAUGAUGAGUCAAGUGGUCUCGACAGUCUGUCGGUUGUGAAAGAUUGGCUUGAAAGCAAAGCUAGUCGGAGAUGGCUGAUGGUCAUCGAUAAUGCCGACGACAUGCAGCUAUUCUUUCCUUCAGACGCGGGAGAGAAGCUUGGCGGCUUCAUACCCGAUUGUGCCGACGGAACCAUUCUGUUCACAACGAGGAAUCUGCAGGUGGGGUCAAGGCUUACGAAAGGGAAGCGCCCCAUCGAGGUCAACAAGAUGGAUGAAGACGAGGCAGUUCAGCUUCUUAUCCGUGGGCUUCAAGGCAUCGAUGAGGACCCCAAGGAUCUGCUGCGACUUUCAUCUCGGCUGGAGUUCCUACCCCUGGCGCUCGUUCAAGCAUCCGCAUUUAUCCAGGAAAAUACCAUCAGUGUCAACAAGUAUUUGGAGCUAUUGGAGGAGAGCGAAAAAGGCUUGGUCGAUCUACUAAGUGAGGAUUUUGAGGCAGCUGGGAGGGACUCGGCAACACCUCGUGCCGUCACCGAAACCUGGAUCCUUUCUUUUCGGCAGAUCGAGCGACAAUAUCCCUUUGCAGCCGAGCUUCUCUCCCUCAUGAGCCUCUUUGACCGACAAUCCAUCCCCAUGGAUUUCCUCGAGUUCUACAGCGAAGAGAAGAAAGGGGAGUCCAGCAGUGCUCUGCAACUUGUUAAGGCUCUUGGAGUUCUCAAAGCUUUCAGCUUCAUCAUUGCUGAGAAACGCGGCGAUCACAACAUGCAUCGUCUGGUACAGUUGGUAACCCGAGCUUGGUUGAAUCGAAACGGUACCAAGAACGAGUUCACAAGAUGGGCGCUCCUUGCAGUCUCGGACGCCUAUCCUUACGGCCACUUUGAGGACAUUCCGACAUGCAGCGCAUACCUUGCACACGCCUACGCCGUCUUGAAUUCGGAUGGCAUUGAUUCACAGACGGAGAAGAAGGGCAGUGACUCAGAGACAGAGGAUAAAUUGAUCAAGGCAUCUCUUCGCCAUAGGGUUGGCGGGUUUUUCUUGUUCCAAGGCCGAUAUACCGAAGCAGAGGGGCUGCAGCGAGAGGCGAUUCGUACCCGGGAGGAAUUGCUAGGACCUGAGCACCCCGAGACGUUGACCGUUAUUUCGGACCUUGCCUCUACUCUCUGGCGUCAAGAUCGACUGGAAGAAGCAGAGGAACUAGAGACUCGCGUCAUGGAGGCCUGGAAGCGAGCAGAAGGCGAGGAACAUCCCAAGGUGCUUGAUGCGAUGAGUAACCUCGCGAGAACAAUCAGUGAUCUGGGCCGGUCAGAGGAGGCAGAAGAGCUGGAGACACGAGUUUUCCAGACAAGGAAGCGUGUUUUGGGUGAAGAACACCCCGAUACACUCAUCAGCAUGAACAAUUUGGCAGUGACUAUCCGCGACCAGGGACGAUUGGACGAGGCGGCACAGUUGCAGCGGGAUGUGAUGGAGAUAAGGAAGCGGGUUCUUGGCGAAGAACACCCUGACACACUCACAAGCCUAGGAAACCUAGCAGUUACGCUGUACGAGCAAGGUGACCUAGGCGAGGCGGAAGAGUUGCAAGUGCGUGUGAUGGAGGUGAGGAAGAGGAUACUCGGCGAGGAGCACCCGGCCACGCUUCUCAGCAUGCAAAACCUCGCAGAAACGUGGAAGCUGCAGGGUGAAUUGUGUGACCCAAGCAUGUCUAUCAGACUCGAAGUCCUCGGCGAUGCCCUCGCCCUCCUGGAGGAUUGCUUUCGCCUUCGGCGUCAGGUGCUCGGCGAGGACCAUCCGGAUACGCAGGAGUCAUGUACGUGGCUUAACGAGUGUCAAGAAGCACUCAAGAUUGCAACCAAGGAGUUUAAUGAGGAGGCAGCGAAGGAGAAUAGCCAGGUUGACAUUGGUGGGUUUCUAGACAGGACGGAUGAUGAGACUGUGUAA